Messenger RNA from Marmota monax (woodchuck), 519 nucleotides. RefSeq names its product gamma-crystallin C-like. Gene Ontology annotation, molecular function: structural constituent of eye lens. NCBI's taxonomy places the organism in Eukaryota, Metazoa, Chordata, Mammalia, Rodentia, Sciuridae. The record is from RefSeq and is a predicted model, not a curated record. Gene Ontology annotation, biological process: lens development in camera-type eye; visual perception.
AUGGGGAAGAUCACUUUCUACGAGGACAGGAGCUUCCAGGGCCGUGAGUGCAGCAGCGACUGCCCCAACCUGCAGACCUACUUCAGCCGCUGCAAUUCCAUCCGCGUGGACAGCGGCAGCUGGAUGCUCUAUGAGCAGCCCAACUACCAGGGCAACCAGUACUUAUUGAGGCGGGGGGAAUACCCCGACUACCAGCAGUGGAUGGGCCUCAGCGACUCCAUCAGCUCCUGCCGCCUCAUCCCCCAAGCAGGCUCCCACCGGAUACGGCUCUAUGAGAGGGAAGACCACAAGGGCCUCAUGAUGGAGCUAACCGAGGACUGCUCCUGCAUCCAGGACCGUUUCCACCUCAGUGAGGUUCGCUCCUUCCACGUGCUGGAGGGCUGCUGGGUCCUCUAUGAAAUGCCCAACUACAGGGGACAGCAGUAUCUACUGCGGCCCCAAGAGUACAGGCGCUACCAGGACUGGGGAGCCGUGGACGCUAAGGCAGGCUCUUUGAGAAGGGUGGUGGAUUUAUACUAA